Archocentrus centrarchus (flier cichlid) is the source of this 1117-nucleotide messenger RNA. RefSeq names its product Rieske (Fe-S) domain containing (gene rfesd). The transcript is spliced from 5 exons. Lineage: Eukaryota; Metazoa; Chordata; Actinopteri; Cichliformes; Cichlidae. Bases 373 to 858 code for a protein of 161 amino acids. The record is from RefSeq and is a predicted model, not a curated record. Gene Ontology annotation, molecular function: 2 iron, 2 sulfur cluster binding.
GUCGUCUACAACAUAGAGCCAACUCGUAUAAAGUUUCAGCAACCCGGGUUAACAGCGGCCCAAACAGCAGUAUAGCGGUUACCGACAGAUCAUCGGACAGAAGUGAGCUUCUCUGUCUCGUCGACUCGUUUCGGACUCUUCAUAAAGUUUUGCAGCCUCCUCCAAAGUAAAUAGACGUGGACGCUUCAUGAGCUGUUGUGCCUGUGAGAGGCAGAUAAGAAACAUAGGGCCAACCAACAGACAGCUCAUGUUUGGAGAUAAGAGAGAUGGUCCCCCAUUUCCUACACAACCCUGAGCUAUCAGCAGUACAGUUGUUCAGCUUGACGGAGGAGACACGGUGGCUGAUUUUCAAGAACAGCAUUUAGCAGAUCCAUGGAGGAGAAGGAGCAGACUGAAGGAGGGCUUCAUUUUGUGGGCAAGAAGGAUGAACUUAUGGAAGCAAAGCGGUCUUUCAGAACAAUAGAGGAUCGGGAUAUACUAAUUAUCUAUUACCAGGGAGUCUUCUAUGCCAUGGAUUCUUACUGUUACCAUGCUGGAGGACUCCUGCAGGAUGGCGACAUUGAGGAAAUUAAUAGCAAGCUGUGCAUAAUUUGUCCGAAGCACAAGUACAAGCUCACUCUAGCCGAAGGGGAGUGCUUAUACCGAGGUACAAACCCCAGGGAAAAGCCACCUGUGCCCAGAUGGUACUCCAAGGGUGUGAAGCAAAGAACGCACACAGUCACGGAGAACAACGGUGAGGUUUACGUCAAGCUCUCCGAACGCUCGGAUUGGAUUGAAUCAGACUACUACCAGGGAGAAAAGGGCAAGAUAGAAAGAGCCAAAGCUGAGGCGUCUGAGAAGAAAACAUCUUGUCAGUAAUGGAUGAAGAUUGCAUCUCAGUGUUCUCUUUUUGUCUGCUCUGAGCUCCUCUAAAUGAUUGUAUGGUGACUGCAUGGAGAGGUUGUUAGUGAUGACACGCACUCAGUGGCUAAUUUAUAAGUACUUAGUAUUAGUUGAAUGCAUAGCCUUCUUUUUGAUCAGUUUUGAGUGUAUUUAGAAGUUUGCAUGGGUCAUGGUUUACAUGAAAAUGUUUUAUGUCAAACAUUCACAUUGCUAUUUAACAUUGAUCUCUGUUUCU